UUGUUUUCAAAGAAUUCGGCUGUGUGGAUUGGUCGGCCCGGUAACGCCCACAAACAAGCCAAGGUGGAGUUGAGGGAGAAAAUACAUGCUGGGCAAAAUGAAGCUACCAAACGGGAAGCCUUUGAUUCACCAAAAGGCCGGAGUUAUCCGAAACACCAUCCAGUCAUGAGACCCACCGUUCUGUUACCAUUGCGCUGUUGAUGUCCAAGUAGAAAGCUUUCAUUAAAAAGAAAAUUCUGACGAUUAAAAAAAAUAAACGUUUAUUUACAUUGAAAUCACAUUAAAAAACAUUGCGGAUCAUUCAAUACAUCGUCACAAAAAGUUGCUCCAGAAAGGCACACGGUGUUGAAACGGUGGCUGCGUAAAGUCUACCCCAAAGCCGAUCCGAAUACGUGCAGGGUAAUAACGGAUCGGCCGGCCGCACAGAUCACUCCUCCAGCAAUAUGUGGGGAAAAUAACAACCACCAUCGUCGGCUUCGGCGUGAGGAAGAAGCAGCUGGAGAGAGAUCGAAAAUGUGGACGGGGCCACGCAUGGCGAAAUGGUUGGAUCGAGAGAGCUGCGCGUUGAGUGGAGGGAGAAAGCAAGUGAGAUGGAGGCGGGGGGAACUUCCAUCUCUGCGGGGACUGGAGCGCCUGUGCCCUGGACCGACGGCGCAGUGCUGGCUAACGUUCAACCCACCCCUUCUUCCACAACGAGACUGACUCACGCCGAGACAGGUAAGCCGCUCAACCGCUUACAUUUACAGCCCGACUGCGUGGUAAACAAUCGCCUUUAUGGUUUACCACCUUAAAUAAAAAGGCGCGUUUGGGAUUGUUUUUUUUUGUUGUUAUUGUUUGCUUUGACAUGUUUUUAAAACCGCCUUCAAGGCGAGCCGUUCGCUAGCCUCCACCACGCCGACCACUGUAGGGUACAGACGAGGUCGCCAUACCCGAAUUCCUUGUCCUCUACAGCGGGUAAGAAAUCCCGCUCAAGACCUAGAUUUUGUCAUAAAAAUAUAAGGUUUCUACUCGGUCAUGGUAUGGGCUCCUACGAUUAACUUAAAGGAUACGGGGGACAUUAUUUUAGAGAAUAAACAGGGGUUUUCCGCGUGGAGACCUCCAUGCGGUUGUCGUCGGAACAGCCAUCCGCCUCGCUGGUUAGCCAUCAGGGAUAUCGGUUUAAUAUCUCACCGUACGGUCUCUCCCUCUCUCACCGUGCCAGAAAGACCCAGGAAGGUCGGCGAACCCGCCUUCUGGGGCACCUGGGCUCUUAGCUCGACGAUAUAUUAGUUCGCAACGCGGUGGUCGGGCUUUAAAGCGCGUUUGUCGGUCGCUGUGCGUGCAGACCGCCAUUGGACCUUGACACGGUAGGUCUCCCAGCAGCCUGGGCUGAAGCAUGGCGGCUCUAUAGCCCUGGUGGCUCCAGUGAAGCACUGGCAGACACUUCGAUGGUAAAAUCGUCUCGUCUCAAACAAUGCGACGUCGGUAUCGCCGUGCGGUUGAUGUGUCGUGGACUAAACAUAUUUGGGGAUUGAGUGUUGAUGAUUUAAGUCCGAUAGUCUAGUAUUUCGUGUGUUUUCUUCACGUUUCGGUCCUUGAGUCUUGUACCUGAAACCACCGUUUCCUCUCCGCCGUACAUUUUGAGAAGGCGCUGCGUUGGCUCACAUGUCCUGAGGAGCAGGACUUUAAUGCGAUAUUUUACAUUGUUUUAAGUUAUAAAGUGAAUUUAGUAAGCGUAAGUUUUCUUGGAGCAUCAUUUGACGUUUUGAAUGUAUACUUUAAAAACAAGUUUCAAUUCAGUGGUUCAUCAAAUAAGUGUUAAACUACUUUUUAGCGGGUUUUACUGACGCAUUAUAGACCAUGGUGAUACUGGAUUUCUCCCUUUUUCUUGUGACUUCAAAUGUUACCCGAUUUAACAAAUUUCCCGACCGGAGAUUGCUCUAUUUUUGGUCCGAAAAAACAAACAUAUCUACACGUAUAUUGCUGGAAACGACUGCACCGUGGCCAACGUGAAAUGGCCGGCUUCAAGGACGGUUUGAAACGACGAGCAUCCGCCAUCAUGGCUGCGAGCUCGACUACGCCUCGCCAAAGAAUGCGCUAUGGAUGUUCUCAGCCCCUGCAAUGAGACAGCAACAGCAAACAGUAUUUAAUGGCAGACGAUUCUCUGGACCAAACAACGACUGCUAACUAUAAUCCCCCAACCCUUCGACAACGGCGAAUGUCACGGCGGAGCUAGAUCACGGUGGAGCGUCCUCGCUGUAGUGAGGCGGUUGGUACUGUUCCCCCCCCCCAAGCCACCAUUUCCCUCCGUCGUCGGAGACCGAAAGCAGAUCCCCCGUCCGUGGUCAGCUGGUCGCCUACAGCUGCCCGUCGACCAUGAGCACUCGCUUCCUUCUUCCGUGGAACCUCCCAACCGCCACUCCGGGAAAAGACUCCAUUACCGAGUGGAUGCGGGGGAGAAAAUGGUGGCUCCUCUGGCGCGUCCUCCAGGACAUUUUGUCGAGAAAUAAUAUGAAGAAUUGACAAAUUGCCCGACGAAUACAACAAUAAAUCAAAUGAAUGGAGAUAUGGACACCGCUAUCCCGAACCAAGUUUGGGCCCAGGAUGAUCUUUUCAAACUUCUGGAAUUGAUGAAAAUCGCCCUGCCCCUGAAAGACCUGACCAAAUACAAGACCUCGGAGUCCCACCUGGACUGGGAGAAGGUGGCCUUCAGCUCGUACACCGCAGAUCAAUGCAAGCAGAAGUGGUCGGAGGUCUCCAAAGAGGUACGGUUCAGCCUGAUAUCCGCAAGUUCCGGACUCUGACAGAGCUGAUAUUUGACGCACAGGACUACAUCAGGAAUCCCUACAAGGGCAAAAAACUCAAGAAGCACCCAGACUUCCCCAAGAAGCCCUUGACGCCAUACUUCCGCUUCUUCAUGGAGAAGAGGGCAAAGUACGCCAAGCUGCACCCGGAGAUGAGCAACCUGGACCUCACCAAGAUCCUGUCCAAGAAGUACCGCGAGCUGCCGGAGAAAAAAAAGAAGAAAUAUGUGGAAGACUUUGUGAAGGACAAAGAGUCGUUUGGGCUGAGCAUGUCCAAGUUCAGGGAAGAGCACCCGGAGCUGGUUGAGUGCAUGACCAAGAAGGGCUCCAACGUGCCCGAGAAGGCCAGGACCCCCCAGCAGCUUUGGUACACACACGAGAAGAAGGCCUUCCUGAAAACAAACGCUGACGCCACAACCAAAGACAUCAAAGACAGUCUGGGCAAGCAGUGGACCCGGCUCACCGACAAGAAGCGACUGAAGUGGAUCGGGAAGUCUCUGGAGCUGCAGAAACAGUAUGAGGAGACCAUGCGGGAGUACAUCCAGCAGCACCCCGAGCUCAACAUGAACCAGGGCGACUACUCCAAGUCCACCCUCACCAAGGCAGAGCGCCACCUGAAGGACAAGUCGGACGGCCGCCCCGACAAGCCUCCCCCGAACGGCUACUCCAUGUUCUGUGCGGAGCUGAUGUCGAGCAUGAAGGACGUGCCGAGUACGGAACGUAUGGUGAUGUGCAGCCAGCGCUGGAAGCUGCUGAAGCAGAACGAGAAGGACGCCUACCAGAAGCGCUGCGAGCAGAGGAAGAAGGAGUACGAAAUCGAGAUGAACCGCUUCCUCGGCAGUCUGUCUGUGGAGGAGCAACAGCGCGUGCUGGCGGAGCAGAAGAUGAUCGGCUUUAAGAAAGGAAACGCUCUCGGCAACGCGGCCCCGGCGAAGAGAGCUUCCAGGGCCAAGCAGGCCGGCGCAGAGAAGCCCAAGAGGCCGAUCUCCGCCAUGUUCAUCUUCGCUGAGGAGAAGCGUCCCAAGCUGCAGCAGGAGCGCUCGGACCUGUCUGAGAGCGAGCUCACACGCCUGCUGGCACGCAUGUGGAACGAGCUGUCGGAGAAGAAGAAGGAGAAGUACAAGCGGCUGGAGGCGGUGCUGAAGGCUGAGACGAUGAAGAAGGAGAAGGAGGAGCGAGGCCACCUCCCCGACCCGCCCAAGACCGCCCAGGACAUCUGGCAGCAGAGCGUCAUCGGAGACUACCUGGCCCGCUUCAAGAGCGACCGACCCAAGGCCCAGAAGGCGAUGGAGACCACCUGGAACUCCAUGGAGAAGAAGGAGAAGAUGCUGUGGAUCAAGAAGGCGGCCGAGGACCAGAAGAGAUACGAGAGGGAGCUCUGUGAGAUGAGGUCGCCCGUCACCACCGCCAUCGCCUCGGGCAAGAAGAUGAAGUUUGACGGCGAGCCCAAGAAACCUCCCUCGAACGGCUACCAGAAGUUCUCCCAGGAGAUGCUGUCCAACGGCGAGCUGAACCACCUGCCCAUGAAGGAGCGCAUGGCGGAGAUCGGCGGCCGCUGGCAGCGCCUCGUCCAGAAGGAGAAGGACCAGUACAAGAAGAUCGCCGAGGAGAAGCAGAGGCAGUACAAGGUUCUGCUGGAGCAGUGGCUGGCGAGCAUUUCCUCGCAAGAACGACACAUCUACAAGGAGUACAACUCGCAGAAGAGGCGGUGCGCCGCGAAGCCCGGCGGACCAAACGCCAAAGUGAAGGCCAAGGCCAAGAAGCCGGAGUCUGAGGAAGAAGAGGAGGAGGAGGAUGACGACGACGAAGAAGAGCAGGAGAAGGCUUCCUCUGCGGAUUCGUCUAGCGAGGAGGACGAUGAUGAUGACGAUGAAGACGAGGAGGACGAUGACGAUGACCAGAACGAGGAGGAGGAGGAGGACGAAGAGGACGAGGCGGCGGACAAGGAGAACAAGUCUGAGGAGAGCAGCAGCGGAUCGAGUUCCGCCUCGUCCUCGGACUCGGACACGGAGUGAGCGGGGGUGGGGCGCCUCCCCCUCCCCCGUCCGAGAGACUGAGCUGAGUCCAGGGAGCUCUGCCACUGUGCCAACCCCGUUGUCCGCCCCCCCCCCCCAUCCCCCUCCUCCACCACCACCCCCACCACCACCAGAGGGCGCUCCUGCGUGGCCUCGUACAUUUCUCACACACAAACUCUCACCGAUAACGGCCCUCCGCCUUCCUCGACCCUCUCGCCCCGGGCGAGGGCACCACCACCACCACCACCUGUCCCCACGUGACCCCGCCUGCCCUGGGGGUGGGGGCCUCUCGUAGGUCCGCUGAGGGGGUGUCAGCCCAGGGGGGCUGAUGGGUAAUGGAGUUUUAUUGGCCGGGGUGAAUAACUUUUCUCCUGGCGUUUUUUUCUUUUGGUUCUUUGGACGAGGUUAAAACGGUUUGACAUCUGAAGUGGGGCGUGGGCGGUGACCGGGGUCUGCAUAUCGACGAUGGGGACUUGGUUUUGGGGCGCCUUCAGGCCAUAAACAAAAAUAUUGCACUCUUCAGAAUGUGUCCUUGAAUCUUUGUUUUUAGAGCCUGUUUUUUUUUUUUUUUUGUCCUUUUUCAACUUCUAGUGACGUAGUUGUUGCCAUGUGGGAUCUGGAAGAGGUUGUCUUUUCAGGAAAAAUCAAGCCAUGAUGAAUGUCUUUAACUCUUUCUCUUUCUUUGUCGCUGGACUUUUUGAAAACAGCUGGCUUCUUCUUUCCCGUAUGUGAACCCGAUGACGCGCUCUGUCGUGGACGGGCGUUUGGAAGUUAACCGUGGUUACUAGGUCUUCGUAAGUUCUGUUUCUCAACCACGGAUGGUAUUUUGUUACAGUGUGAGACAAUUCAGUUGAGGAUUUUAUUUUCCUUUUGGUUUUUGGCAAUUACAAACAUUUCAAAGUGUUCCGAAACGUUGGUUGUGUUCAUUUAUUCUGUUUUUAGUCUGAACAUUUUACCCGUUUUUGUUUUUAGUUAUUUUUGUUCAUCAGAUUUGGGGUCAGUCCCCCUACUCAGCCUCUAUUUUAUAUUUAAUUUCCAACUUUUUUAAUGAUUUUUCUGAUUUUUAACUUGUGUUCAGAUUCAUGGUUUCUCUUGUCUUUCUGAAUUUCGGCUUAACGAUAAUGACUGUAAGCCCAGCCGCUUUGUGGUCUGUUUAUCCCAAAAAAAAAAAACGUGUGCACUUAAAUGUAAUUUCUUUCUCCCUUUUGUGUAUGUGUGCAUGCUCGAGCAGUACACACGCUUACAGGUGUCUGUGUGCGUGUCCGUACAUGCACACGUACACAUGUAUGCGUGUGUAUAAAUAUAUAUACAAAGGUGUGAAUAUCGCUUUGCUUUAACGUUUGCGUUUCUGGAUUGUGUUCAUACUAUAUGACGUGACUGCAGCACACUGUUCUGUGCCCCCAUUUUGGGACAUCACCCCUACACCAUGAAUGUAGAUAUCGUUUGAUCUCAUUUUUCUUCCAAAGUUCUCUACUGAUUUAUUUCUGUUUUUUUCUUUUUAAGUGCUUUUUUCGUCGUUAGUUAAUUGGAAAUUGCCAGGUUUUGUUAUACAUAUUCCUGAUCCGUUUGAGGAGCGAUUGAGAGCUGGACAAAAUGUCUGGUGGUGAUUUUACUGAGUUUGACCAUUCGAAAUCUCGUAUAUAAUUGGAUAAAAGGUGUGCUAUAUUUAUAUAAUUGUUGGCAGAAAUGUGAAAGCCGAUUGAGAAUUUUGGCUGACAUAAAGGGAUAUGGUAAAAACUCAACUGCCGAUUAAAAGGGGGGUGAAUUCUGUUCUCUUUAUUGUACAUAUUUUUUUAUUGAAGUUUUAUGUUAGCUGCUAAUUAAUUUGGAUAAACCUACACCAGUGUCUCCGGACACGUGUCCUUUAUUGGCGGGUAUGUCAUCAUCUGCUUCGUUCAUCAGUUGUCUACCCACGUUGGUUUGUUUGUAGAAGUAUUGAAGACGGCAAAGCUUUAAAGUCUUUAUUGCUGAUCCUUUAAAAAAAUUGAUGUUUUCUAUAGCGGAGGGUGUUCUGAUGUCCUUGCAAAUUUAAGUAUUCGGGCAAAUAAAAUCUUAAAAAAUAUA
Messenger RNA from Gadus morhua (Atlantic cod), 6862 nucleotides. RefSeq names its product upstream binding transcription factor (gene ubtf). The record is from RefSeq and is a predicted model, not a curated record. The transcript has 20 exons. The coding region runs from base 2711 to 4798 and encodes 695 amino acids. NCBI's taxonomy places the organism in Eukaryota, Metazoa, Chordata, Actinopteri, Gadiformes, Gadidae.